AUGGCUGCAGUGACAGAUCCCACAUCUUCUACCACUGCUGUUACGGCGGUUACAAAUGCAGGCGCCGAAAUAUCUCAUAAUCAUAAUGAGGAUGGUUCGGUAAAGACCGGUUCCAACACUGCUGGAUCGAGUUGGAAUCCUGCUCGCACAAGAGUCUUUGACGUCUAUAUGGAUAACGGAACUCCACAGACGUCUCAGUUAUUGGAUAUAUUUGCGUGCGAGGAGAAAAAUGGCAAGAAACACCAGCGAGCACCUUCAGAAGAUGUAGAAUUGCAUAAUUCUGGUUCUGGUAGAAGUACGCGGACCUUCUCCGGUGACGUUAUAGAGAAUGUGAAGAAUAAGAGAUUGAAGCUUGGCUCUAGAGAAUCGGUUCUCCCGCUUUCGUUGCCCUCGGUGAAGAGUCCAUACUCUGCUGUAGAGAACACUAGCUCUUCGAAUGGGAGCGGAUUUACUACUCAUAGUUUUGCCAGUGAACAAAUGGCUUUUGCUCAGACUGAUAAAUGGCCAACACAGAUGGAAUCAGCUUUCCUGGCCGCACUAAGAUUGAUCAUCAAAAAUGGUACCUCAAAGUUUAAGAUUCACGACAAGAACUAUGGGAGGAAUGAGUUGAUAUCGUUGUUUGUGCAGUAUCACACUGGUGAGGUACGGACCAAGAAGCAGAUCUCGUCGCACAUCCAGGUUUGGAAAAAAUCCAUCUCGAACAAGGUUUCGAGUAACAUCAAGAUAAAUGAGCUGGAUCAGGAGAUUCUGCGGCUCAUUGAAGAAGGUGCCACUCAGACUAAUAAAUCUUUGAAGCAAUUCUAUUCUACUUUUGAAGAGAUCAUCGCAGCAUUGUCGAAGAAAGAGGAAUCAGAUUUUCAUAAUUCGCCCUCGGAUCGCUUACAACACUACUCGUAUCUGACACCUGCCACCAGUGCUUCUAGCAGUAGGUUACAGCAAUAUACCCCUACAAAUGCAUUAUCUCCGCAACCUUUACAAGAAGCUCAACUGCGAGCUAACACACCAGCAACACCUUUGGACUACGCUAAAUCGAUUUAUGGUAAUUUGAAGACGUACAAAUGUGUACCUGUCAAAGUUCAAGAAGUCAAUAUGUUGCCCCCAGGAUCUAAAUCGCAACAACGUGCAUAUGUGGGUCCAUCUCAAAACGAGGCCAAUACAUCAGUCUUACAAUCGGCAAAGGAUUUGGAGUUACAACAGCGGCAACUAAUCGAAAACUUGUCGCAUGCUCAAACUUCUGUCAAGCUUCCUCCAGUAUCGCCCGAAUUAUACGUAAGAAACAUGCAAGGUCCCUAUCAACCACAGCAACCGAUGUGUGGCCCUCCGUCACAGGGGCUAGCAUCAGCACCUAUUUCGCAUUACCCAAUGGCAAGCCAUCGGUUUCAGCACAAUGUAGACCACGUACCUGCAGGCAUGGUACUACCCCCACACGCAUACUAUCAGCAACCUCAAGUCUACGUACCGAUUUCUGCCACUCAUGGACCUCCAAGCAAUGGUAACAAUUUCCAGUUUUCACGCAUGCCUAUGAAUGAUCUACAACAGCCUCGUAUGCAGAUUUCUACGCCAUCGUCAUCAUCGUCAUCGUCAUCACCGAAAGGAGGUCCCGUUUUUGGGGAGAGAGGUACGGGCCAAAUCAAUGGGACGAAAUAG
Torulaspora delbrueckii is the source of this 1647-nucleotide messenger RNA. It is a transcript of the gene TEC1, whose product is annotated as Tec1p. The coding region runs from base 1 to 1647 and encodes 548 amino acids. The transcript has a single exon. Gene Ontology annotation, molecular function: DNA-binding transcription factor activity, RNA polymerase II-specific; RNA polymerase II cis-regulatory region sequence-specific DNA binding. The record is from RefSeq and is a predicted model, not a curated record. Gene Ontology annotation, biological process: regulation of transcription by RNA polymerase II. Lineage: Eukaryota; Fungi; Ascomycota; Saccharomycetes; Saccharomycetales; Saccharomycetaceae. Gene Ontology annotation, cellular component: transcription regulator complex.